GUGUUCAAAUUUACGAAUAUUCAAUGAAAACAUAUAUGCCACUCCAACAAAAAAGAACCCAAAACCUUAUCACAAUUCAUUUUCAUGGCGCCUCAAACUAAAAAACCUGCAACUUAAAACAUGUUAUCGACUCCGUUGGGCGCCGCCACCAGUAGCUCCACAGUGCCAACUACCACGGGACGCGGACCUUCCCAAUCACCAGAAACGCUUGCAUCGCUAAUCACCACCUCUAAAAACAUCACCCAACUCCUCCAGAUCCACGCAGCUGCAAUCCGCCAUGGCUUUCAUAACCACCCUGUUGUAAAUUUCAAACUGCAGCGCUCUUACUCAUCGUUUGGCCGCCUUGAUUCAUCUCUUGCACUUUUUAACCGCACCCAUGAUCCCAAUGUCUUCUUCUACACUUCCAUCAUCCACGCUCACGCCGCCUAUAAUCUCCAUAUGCGAGGAAUACAAUUAUACAUCCAAAUGAUGUCACAAGAUGUAGAACCCAAUGAAUUUACAUUCUCUGCUCUGCUAAAGGGUUGUCCUUUAGAACCCGGAAAACUGCUUCACCCCCACGUAAUUAAACUCGGUUUUGAUUGUAAUAUGCACGUGAGAACAGCUCUGGUUGAUGUCUAUUCAAGAGGCGGCGACCUGGUUUCUGCUCGCCAACUGUUCGACACUAUGCCUGAGAGAAGUUUGGUUUCCUUGACUUCCAUGAUAACAGGGUACGCCAAGCACGGCGACCUCAUCAACGCACGGACAUUGUUUGAUCGUAUAGCAGACAAGGAUGCCGUAUGUUGGAAUGUAAUGAUCGGUGGGUAUGCAAAGUAUGGAAAACCAACCGACGCCAUAACCCUGUUUAGAAAAAUGCUGCAAACAAAGAUAAACCCUAACGAAGUCACAUUAGUCGCAGUUCUCUCUGCCUGUGGACAGAUCGGAGCUCUGGAAUCAGGAAGAUGGAUUCAUUCUUACAUCCAAAACAACGGAAUCCAUAUCAACAUUCAUCUGGGAACUGCUUUAAUCGACAUGUACACCAAAUGUGGUAGCUUAGAAGACGCGCUAAACAUCUUCAAUAACCUCAAGAACAAAGACGUCAUCACCUACAACUCCAUGAUCUCAGGCUACUCAAUGCACGGGUAUCACCAAGAAGCUUUACUUCUGUUUCACGAUAUGCACAAGAAUCAUAAACAACCCACCGCCAUCUCAUUCAUCGGAAUCUUGAAUUCCUGUGCUCAUUCCGGCCUAGUCUCAAUCGGAAAGGGAAUCUUUCUUUCCAUGGAAACCAAACACAAAAUCAAACCAACAAUCGAGCACUAUGGAUGUGUCAUCAACCUUCUAGGUCGAGCCGGUUUUCUCAACCACGCAUACACACUCACCAACAACAUGAACAUAAACAACAUCAAACCUGAUCCAAUCAUAUUUGGAACUUUACUCGAUUCAUGCACCCUCCAUAAAAACAUCGAAUUAGCCGAAAAGAUUGUAAAGUUCUUGAUCGAUCAUAAUCUUGCGAAUUCAGGAACUUAUAUCCUUCUUUCAAACUUAUACGGGUCCACUUCAAAUUGGGCCGGUGUGGCCCGCAUGAGGGCAUUGAUGAAGGAUCACGGGGUGCAAAAAGAACCGGGGUGUAGCUCGAUUGAGGUUAACAACAAGGUGCAUGAGUUUGUUGCAGGUGAUAUGAAACACCCGAAAAGUGAAGAGAUAUAUGGGAUGGUGGAGGAGGUGAAUGGGUGGUUGGAAAGCCAUGGUUAUAGGCCACAGACGGAUGUGGUGUUGCAGGAUAUUGGGAAGAGGGAAAGAGUGAGAUCAUUGGAGGUUCAUAGUGAGAAGCUUGCUAUUGCAUUUGGGCUUAUUAGUACAAAGGCUGGAAGUAGUAUCAAGAUUGUGAAGAAUCUUAGGGUUUGUUUGGAUUGUCAUGAGGUGACGAAAUUGAUUUCGAAAGUUACGGGUCGAAGGAUUGUUGUUAGGGAUCGGAAUCGGUUUCAUCAUUUUGUUGAUGGGUUGUGUUCUUGUGGGGAUUAUUGGUGAUAUUAAUUCAUUUGAUAGGUUAAUUAGUAAUUAUAUGACCCUUUUUUUUUUUUUUCUUUUUGAAUGGGGACAUUUGUAUGGAAGGUAAAUAAGAAAUGACUUUAUUUAAGAUAAGAGUAGUUACUACUUACUAAUCAUUUUAAUUUAUUUGUAUGGAAGGUAAAUACAAACAUACAACACAUUAGUACAUUCUCUUAGAUCUAAAGGAUUCAGCCUAGUCAACAACCCUAAAACCUUAAUCCUGUUUUACCUUGAAUUUUAAUGCAUCCAGUUAAAGAAUAUAGUAAUCUUUUGCGUGAUUGAAGGAGUUGUGUGAUGAAAUUUUGUGGGUCUUCUAAGUGCAGCCACUGCGGUUAUUUAAUCUAUCCGCAAUGUUCUACUAGACUACUACCACUCCGGUCGAGCAACCUAC
This is a messenger RNA of Lactuca sativa (garden lettuce), 2419 nucleotides long. RefSeq names its product Tetratricopeptide repeat (TPR)-like superfamily protein. Gene Ontology annotation, molecular function: protein binding; RNA binding; zinc ion binding. The record is from RefSeq and is a predicted model, not a curated record. Gene Ontology annotation, biological process: RNA modification. NCBI's taxonomy places the organism in Eukaryota, Viridiplantae, Streptophyta, Magnoliopsida, Asterales, Asteraceae.